Molecule: messenger RNA, 573 nt
Organism: Mixia osmundae IAM 14324
Lineage: Eukaryota; Fungi; Basidiomycota; Mixiomycetes; Mixiales; Mixiaceae
Exons: 1
Coding region: 1-573 (190 amino acids)
Source: RefSeq, a predicted model, not a curated record
AUGGCGACUGCAAUGGUGAUGCAACCUCUUUGCCAGCAGUCCAACAGGCUCACCGUCCAAGUCGAUCGACGUCACGAAGGCAUGUCACGCAAAGCAUGGAUGAGGGAGAUGAUCUCUCCUCGUUCUGCUGCGCCUCCCAGUCCGGUCUCGCCCUCGAGCGAUAGUCAGUCUCUGCCGAGCGAGAAGUCUGCCUCGGAGCCCAUCGUGCGCCCCAUCGUCCUCAUUCAGCCUGCUCCCGUACCGAAGAGGAAGAUCGAACCCUCGAGAGCGUACCAUAUCGACAUGGCUCGAACGCCAAGCUUGACGAGCUCGCCUACGCUAGCAGAGAUACCGGACAAGCCCCCCAUCAGUCCCGGCUGGUGGGAAAAGGGAUCAGUGUCGCCGUUUGGGAACGCUCUGACGGAUAGGAGGAAGACGAUCGAUCUGCUCAAGUUUGACAUGAGAGCUCUGCAAGGAUCGCUAGCUUUGCCGCCGGGAGGGGAGCUACAAGAGACCGAUGUCUGGACAAAGAUGCUCACGCUCGCUCUGGUCUGCUUGACCUGCACGCUCGUCUACUUGCGCUUUGAUCCUUGA